AUGAGCCGCCGCCACACCAGGGCUGGUCUCUCAAGACCCGCCCCGCCGCCAGCUCGCGUCUCUCGAGCUGGAGCAGGCGGCGGCGGCUCCCGGGAGGCCACUGGGUGUCGGUGUUUCCGGCAGGCUACGGCCUGGCUCCUACCUCCCCCGCCUUCGCCGCCGCGGAACCACCAUCUUGACCUCGUCUGCCCGCCUCAGCAGUUGCCGCUGUUUCGAGGUCGGGAGGCUGCGUCCGCGCCUGUUUCCGUCAUAAGCCAGGGCCAGGGACGCGUGCCAUACCGUCAUCACGCACGGCGUAGCGAAGGACUCAAAACGUUACCAUGGUUGCGACCCGGGCCACCUUCGCGGCUUUGGCGCCACCCUGUGGCGCAGGCGCUCUUCGGUAGCCGUGGCCACCCGACCCCGAGAGGCCUCCUGCUCCGCCUCGGCGUCUGCUCCUUGAGGAACUCCGUGCUCCGCCGGCGGGAAUUUAAUAGCUACUUACUAGCGCCCACGAAACGUCCCAUAAACAUGGUUCAGAGGUGCUUGGGAGGAGGAAAGCCAAAGGCUGCCGCCGGCCGACUUACUCCACCCCACCUGGAGGCCGGGUCCGAGAGAAGCCCGACCGUCCAGAGGUCCUGCUGGAAGCGGCGCGGCGUGCGUUUCAGGCAGCGGUCGCCCCGCGUGGCCUUGGCCUGCUGGAGGCGCUGGCGAGAACAGCGACCCUCGCAUCUCUGCACGUCCCUCUUCCUACCUCCCACCUAAUUGGACAGAACUGGGGACACUCAUAGGCCACAUUUGACAAAGUCAAGGGCCACUGUGAUUUAAGGGCAAUAACCGAGGCCUCUUUUUCGUCUCUGAGGACUCUAUAUGGGCGAUUAUCCUCUUAUCAAUCAACUCUCCGGAGGAUUAUAGAACUCCUCCAAGACCCCAUUCUCUGGGUGGAGAAUUACCUGGAGGAGGGAUAAUAGAGGAGAGGAAACAUAAUUUCUCUCACCAGAGAUAAGCAUCUUGAGACCACUUUACAAGUCUAUACCCCUGUCCCUUUGUCACAUUCCUGAAAAUCCUUAAAAGACAGAAUCCCCAGCCUUUUAGUGCGCCUUCUCUCUAGGUUGCCCGCACUCCCCUUUAAGUGAAUACUUUUAAAUAAAGCUUUCUCACUGUU
Manis javanica (Malayan pangolin) is the source of this 1144-nucleotide messenger RNA. RefSeq lists its product as uncharacterized. The record is from RefSeq and is a predicted model, not a curated record. Lineage: Eukaryota; Metazoa; Chordata; Mammalia; Pholidota; Manidae.